Molecule: messenger RNA, 2890 nt
Organism: Fopius arisanus
Lineage: Eukaryota; Metazoa; Arthropoda; Insecta; Hymenoptera; Braconidae
Exons: 4
Cellular component (GO): cytoplasmic vesicle membrane
Source: RefSeq, a predicted model, not a curated record
AUGAUUGUUAAUUAUCGGAGUUACUUCCUCGUUGAAGUUGAUACUGUCGAGGUAUUAGUGCAAGUCUCGGUUGAAUAAUGCAAUGGAGAGCAUGUUUGCUCUCCACAAGAGUCCUGUUCACUUGGGUGCUGUAACACGUACUCACAGUCAACGCAACAACUCACUGACAUGUUUACGUUGUUGAUUUGGAAUUAUUGGUAUUUGUGGGCUGGAAUACUCGCAGGGUUGGCACUAGCUGGGAUAUGCUGUUGCUGGUUGUGGCAGAGACGAAAAAGCAUUUUAACGUGCUCCACUGAGAGUAUAUCAUCAUCCGACCGGAGAUGCUCAACCACCUGCUAUCCUCCACCUCAUUACAGUCGAUGUUCAUCAUUUAUUCAGACCCUUCCACCACCGUACAAUGAGGUGACAGCAAAGCCAGAUCUCUAUCCCCUCGUCAUUGGUUUCGGUGAUGAGGGCACUGGCAAGGGCCCAUCGAGUUUCGUGAUGCGUUACUUCCGGACACUGUCUCACACGAGUACCCUAGACUCCCUGAGUUCGAGCUUCAUGUGCAAUGUCGUGAAUGAAGCCAAUACCAUCAUACCACCCCCGUAUUCAAUUGACUCCUGCAACAACAGCAUCGAUGGUCUCUCAACGAUGGAGUGCGAGAGAGGGGAAAUAGCUGCUGGAUCAUUCGUAUCUCUCGCCAAUAAUCGAACAACCUCUGACAUAUCGAGCCUAGCAGCACAAUCUCCCUGCUCUCCACCACGCGCAACAAGUCCGACUAUCGAAUUACGUGAACUCCUUGAUAAAAUUCAACAAUUGCCCCAUGAUCCACCGAUAAAUCGUAUAAACUGUCAGAAUCGUCCGCAAGCACUGAAUUUCCUGGGAAUUCAGUCGCCAGUUCAGGAGUCCUGCAGCCCGGGGGAGUAUUUACAGAGUAGAGUAAGACGGACCCGGGGAAAAACGUACAUGCCGUUGGGUCAGAUGGCCACGAGAAACAAUAAACCUAAACGCUGGCUGUCGAGAUCAGCUCCAACUACACCGUCUGGCACAAUGCCCAUGACUUUUAUGUCUGUUCAUCCACUCAGGCCAUCGGAUACUGGUAAUUAUAAUCAUCAAAAUGUUCCUCUACUUGCUGAGCAGGACGAGACCUCUGGUGCAGCUCCUGCCAUCAAUGAGCACGAGGAAGAGCCACAACAGUUAUGACCAUCCGGGUCGUAUGUUAUUUAUUGAAAUCAUCAGCUGGGGCUGCCUCCGUUUUAGCAAGUGCGAAAUUUUAAACACAAUUUUUUAAUACAUUCACGACUGCUAAAUUGCCAGGUGAGACGAGUCUCGAUUGAUCGGUGAUUUUUUCGGAUAGAUUGAGGCUCUUAUCGUAGAAAGAUCAAUGGAUUCAACUGCCCUCCAUUGGUGCCGUAAUUUUCUUGUAAUAAAGAGAUUUAUUCGCAUGUACGAUUGCUGUGAAGAUUCACUCGAUUCCGGGGGUGCAGAGUUUCAAUUUAAAUAUUAUGGGAUAUUUAAUAGUUUUUGGAGUAACAGUGGAAUUAUUAAAUUUGAUACGUAAACCGUGCAAUGAAAUAAAAUUAAUUGAAUUUUCAUGUUUGAAUUCAGUAGCAGCGUAUUUCGGUGAGGAACAUGUGAAAAAAAUUGAUUUGAAAAAAUAUCUAUUAUCAGUUAUUGAGUAAAAUAUAUCGGCACAGAGAAAAACAAUUUCUUGGUGUUUGAAAAGAUGUUUUUGGGUUGAAGAGAAAUUUUUAUUAACGUGAGUUUUAUAAGAGAAAAUAUUUAUCUUAGAUUUAGAAAUUUGUUUUCAACAUCAAGAAACUUUAUUUCUGUGAAUUGAUUCGUAUGACAAUGUGUCAUUUUUAAUGAAGAAAGCUCGAGAGGCAAUUGUAUGAAAAUCGAUCCAAAUAGAAAACUAUAACGAAUUCGAGUUAACCGGGUGAAUUAUUACUGUUCUCGAUAAAAAUAGAGAUGACACGACAUAAUAAUGAAUAAUUAGAUGAAGGAUAUACGCAUCAGGGACAUUGCACAUUAUAUAUUGCAGUCAAAUAUCACAGAAUCGCUCUUAAGAGCGCAGUUAUGGAGAAUGAUACAUAUAAUAAUAAGUUACGAUGAUAACGGCUUCGGAGUCGAUCACCUCCUUCCACUCAAAGGACAGUGUCAUAAAAAUUGCCCGCGCGUCAAGUAUUGUCAUGUAUUUUUUUAUAAAUCAUAUGAAAAAUGUAAUAGAAAAUAAAUUCAAGCUUUGGAAAUUGAAAAUUGAAGCAAUUAAUAGUGGAGUAGUUCAUGAAAUUCAGGCGGUAAUUUUAAAUCAAUAAAAGGCGUUCUUGUUUAUUCAAUUUGGUGAUAAAAUACACUUGCUCGAUAUAAAUACAACAUUUUUGUAUAAAACACAGGGCGAAUACAUUUAUGCAGCAGUCAUGACUCGAUAAUUUGUCAUUUCUCUUUCUUUCGAAUCAGUACUGGACGUAUCGUUAGUAUUUUUUACUCAAUUGGAAUUAUCCAAUGCGAAUAGUUCAAUACGUUGAAUUCAAGGUACAUCUAUUGACAUAUUUUUCAACAAUCAGAAGCCGAAUAUUGCAAAAAAAUACAAUAAAUAGGUGCUGAUAUAUUAUAAUGCUCAUUUAAAGGUUAUUGCGCUGUCAUGGAAUAAUUUUCAUCGUAGAUUUAUUAAUUCCUCUCAUUACGCUUCAAUUUGUCGAAAGAAAAUUUCAUAUCAAUCGUGAUUAUAUACAUAUCACCGUCUAAAAUACCAAUCGCUCAUGUGCGUAUACAAUUCGUUAAAAAAUGUCCAUGAGAUUAUAAAAUAUUGUCCUAAUUAAUUAACAGUAAAUACGAUACUGAAAGAAUCAGUUUGUUACUGGAUAUAAAACGAUUUUGUAUUUUUUUCCGUCUAACUACAAAAUAA